Messenger RNA from Protopterus annectens (West African lungfish), 2013 nucleotides. RefSeq names its product peptidylprolyl cis/trans isomerase, NIMA-interacting 1 (gene PIN1). Gene Ontology annotation, molecular function: peptidyl-prolyl cis-trans isomerase activity; protein binding. The transcript is spliced from 4 exons. Lineage: Eukaryota; Metazoa; Chordata; Ceratodontiformes; Protopteridae. The record is from RefSeq and is a predicted model, not a curated record. Gene Ontology annotation, cellular component: cytosol; nucleus. Bases 49 to 525 code for a protein of 158 amino acids.
AGGCGGGCAUUUUUGGAAGGGGAGGUUGUUUGAAGGUUUGCUGAAAAGAUGGCCGAUGAAGAGAAGCUGCCUAUGGGUUGGGAGAAACGUAUGAGCCGUAGCUCAGGUAGAGUUUACUAUUUUAAUCAUAUUACAAAUGCCAGUCAGUGGGAGCGUCCCAUAGAAGGCGGGAGAAAUCAGGGGGAGCCUAACAGAGUCCGUUGUUCGCACUUGCUUGUGAAGCAUAACCAGUCCAGAAGACCGUCCUCAUGGAGGGAAGCAAAUAUUACUCGUUCCAAGGAAGAAGCUCUUGAGAGAAUUAAUUUAUAUAUUCAGAAGAUCCGUUCUGGAGAAGAGGAUUUUGAGACCCUUGCAUCUCAUUUCAGUGACUGCAGUUCUGCAAAGGCUGGAGGAGAUCUAGGAUUCUUUGAGAGGGGUCAGAUGCAGAAGCCUUUUGAAGAUGCAUCAUUUGCACUGAAGGUCGGUGACAUGAGUGGCCCUGUCUUCACGGACUCUGGUAUCCAUAUCAUUCUGCGUACAGAGUAAACUGCUGUAAAUAAAGUCAGGAGGAUGAGGAUUAUAGCAAUGCAGAAAUAACUAAACUUCCUUGCGUCAAAUGAACUUAAAUCCAGUUUAAAAGCCUAGCUCAUUUGACGUCACUGUACCCCUUUUCCCAGGAUCUUGAUGCAGCAUCUCCCACCCCUUUUUCAGGUGCAUGGUCUACCUGGUAUGAGAGUGCUGAGGAAAUGAUACAUGUCAAACAUAUGGCAAAUGUACAGACAUGUGCUGGCAUAUCGCAUCCGCUUGACGUUUGUACUCACAGCCCAGACCACUGGUGUGGUAUAAAUUUUCUGCAUUUGGAGUGGCACUUCACAGCUUCCUUGGUCAUGUCAUUAAACAUACAGAGGCAAGAGAAACACUGGUGGACGUUGGACUGAUUUGUCAGCUGUUAUGCAGAAGAAUGUCAUGUAUUAUGACUGUCUCCAUCCAGUAUCUGUAACACCAUCAUCACUGUAGUGAUGGUUCUGGUAAUUUUUUCCUUGUGAGGGGUUCUGAAUUUUAAGAUUGUUUUAUUAUUUUCUUUGUGUAUGCCUUUGAUUCCUUUUUGAUCACCCUUGUUUAGAAUCUUGUUCUGUGACUACUGGCAUAGAAGAGGCUUGAGAUGGAAGGGUGCCUGUAAGAUUCUGUUUUAGUGUGUGGGAGAGAAGGUGAUCACUGGAGUUAAUUAAAACAUGUUUAAAAUGCAUUCCCAUGGUCUCUAAGUGUGGUUUUGUUGUACAAAGAUGCUUCCACCCGUAUACCAUUACUAUUGUAUCUUUAUUCUUUGCUGUAUGAUUUUAAUUAUGAUGUUGAGGAAAAGUUAAUUUUUGUUUCGGGUGACUGGAGGUGUCCUUUUGGAAGAGGUUCAGUCCUCCUGAAUUAAUUUUUAGGGGUUCAUGAACAGUGACUAGGGUCCACCAUGCCAUUUUUUGGUAUAGUAGUAGUAGUGGGCUUUUGGAGUAGUUAACCAUCAUUGCAGAGAGCAGACUUACACUCUGCAUUUUCCCAGUAGAUGACAGUUUUUGACCCUUUCUGUCAAAAUCAGCCAAGAGAGACAGCCUAUACCUUUCCCACGGCUACCUCUGGUUAAGGUGCUUGUGUAUAGAGCAUGUGAAGAUAAACAGGUAUUAAGAUCUACAAAGACUGAAGAUCCCUUGCAUGAGUGACCAUAUUUGCACCACCUCCAGCUAUUGUUAGAUUUUCAAAUGUUUGUAGAUGUUUUGGCAUUUUGGAUAACUGUGUAAUCAGUUGUCUUUAUUAUUGUAUAGGUAUCAGACUGCUAUCUUCCUGUUCUUGGUACCACUGUGGUAUUUCCUGCAGAUUUUGCCUAUGCCUAGGAAAUGUUCUUAAAUUUAAAAAAAAAAAUUAAAACUUGGAGAGGGUGAUUCGUUCAGUAUUGUCUGAUACUGCUAUUCACCCUCUUCCAUCACUAAGUAAGUUUUGGUAGUUAUGUAGGUGUAAUGUAUACUUUGUUAAUAAAGUUACGUUUACAGA